Molecule: messenger RNA, 1513 nt
Organism: Dermatophagoides pteronyssinus (European house dust mite)
Lineage: Eukaryota; Metazoa; Arthropoda; Arachnida; Sarcoptiformes; Pyroglyphidae
Gene: Gr64a
Product: Gustatory receptor 64a
Biological process (GO): sensory perception of taste
Cellular component (GO): membrane
Source: RefSeq, a predicted model, not a curated record
UCAUCAAGUCGUUUGUUGGUGAUGGUCGUUUUGUGAUUGUCUUUCUUGUUAAAAAUAUUUUCAGAAAAUUUCCAGAAAACAUGGAUCAAAUGAAAGGAUUUAGUCCACAAAUGCUUAAUCGUGAUGCAUUUACCAUUCCGAAAUUAGCAUAUGAAUCUUAUUUCAAAAUAUUUGGACUAAUAUCAUCAGGUUUAGAUUUUGGUCAACGUUAUGGCCCGGUCAAGCAGGAUAAAACAUCAACAAAUUUGAAACGUUUCUAUUGUCAAUUUGUUUGCCUACUGUUAUGGUUUUUUGCUAUUCGUAGUUUUGUACUAAUGUUUAUUGGUGAUCGUGAAAUUCAGCUAAUGAUGGGCGAUUUAACUGGAUUCUGGAAUGAUUAUCGAAUGUAUUACCUGAUGCCUACAUUCUACUAUUCGCUGCAAACAGCAAUCAUAGCGACUAUAUUCUUGCGUAAUGAAAGCGAGUUAGCAUGGUUGGUACCGUUCAUAUCGGUAAAACAGAUGCAAACCAAUUCCAUACGUACGGCAAAAUAUGAUACAAAUAAUCAUGAACGUCGUACACAGAUAACAAUUAUAAUGAACAAUUUAAUUGUAUUAGUGGCAACCGGUAUGGUUGCAAUGUUAUAUUUGCUUACAGCAUAUGAAAAUAUGGAUGAUUCUACAUUUAAAAUGUUCAUCCCGUGGAUUGGAAUCCAGGCUGUUUGGAUAUUCUUUAUGACCGGCAUCAAUAUGUUUACAAUGACAUAUUUCAAUCUGGUUUGUUUGAUUCUAUCGAAUCGUUUUAAGCAAGUUUGUAAAGAUAUUGAAGCAUUGGCUGAAUCUGAUCCAGGACCAUUGGGCAGUAAAAAUAAUGCACUAUCAACAUUGUAUUAUGAACAUAAUGAAAUUUGUGAAUUGGUUGAUGAAUCGAAUAGUUUUUGGCAAUCAUUUAUAUUUUUCAAUUAUUUAUGUCAUAUUCCAUGCAAUUGUUAUGCAUUAUAUAAUUUGUUUUUUGCAGAAUUCGAUGAUCUAUUGGCUAUUGUUACAUGGACAGUGUUUCUCCAUACUAUUCUAUUUUUAGCAUUUAUUUCAUUAUCGGCUGCUGAUGUAUCGGCUGAAGCUCAUAGUCCAUAUACAGCAUUACAUACAUUAUCAUUGCUGCAAUUACCAAUCGAUUUGGAAGUUAAUAUGUCAACAUUUUUGCAUCGUGUUCGUGGUCCUACUAUCGGAUUCUCCUGUUUGGAUUUGUUUGUCAUAACUAAUGCUAGUAUUUCAAAUACAAUCGCUGCAGUUGCAUCAUACUUUUUGAUUGUGGCCGAUUUCAGUCGAUCAACUGCAGCAGCAAAUGCAGCCGAAAAACGUGAAGAAGCAGCUAAAGCAGCGAUGAAUCUAACAUCGACAACAGUUGCACCUCCAAUUACACAAUAAUAAAAAAGAAAAUUCCAAACAUCUUGGUAAUCGGUCGACUAGAAGAAAGAUUCAAAUGGUAUAACAAAUAAAAUUAUUACCAAAAACACUAUUUAGUACACACUAUU